Molecule: messenger RNA, 1196 nt
Organism: Mauremys reevesii (Reeves's turtle)
Lineage: Eukaryota; Metazoa; Chordata; Testudines; Geoemydidae
Product: leukocyte immunoglobulin-like receptor subfamily A member 2
Exons: 5
Coding region: 82-726 (214 amino acids)
Source: RefSeq, a predicted model, not a curated record
UGAGUUCCUCAUUUGGGGCUCGGUGGAGCUGGGCACCGGGGUGUUGGUGGCAGCGCUGAGGGGCCCCUCGCUGCCCUCAUCAUGGCAUCUGCUCUCACCGUCCUCCUCCUCGGCUGCUGGCUGGCCGGGCACAGUGGGGUGUGGGGACAGCCCAGCUACCCCAAACCCACCAUCUCUGGGAUCCCCAGCAAGGGGGUUUCCUUGGGGGGAUCCGUGAGCAUCUUGUGUAAGGGGCAGAACCAGUUCAUGCAGUUCAUGCUGUAUAAAGAUGGACGCCAUAACAGAAGUGUGGAUGCGAACUCACAGGCUCUGUUUCUCAUCAACAUCGAGAGCCGGGAGCAAGGCGGGAACUACAGCUGCACCUAUCGCAGCAAAUCGGAGCCAUUCAACAUGUCAGACCCCAGCGACCCCGUGGAGCUGGUGGUGAGAGAUCCCAGCUUACCCAGACCCAACAUCUCUCUGAGCCUCACUGGGGUCGUGGCCUCAGGGGCAGACGUCACCAUCCGGUGUGAGGGGCAGCACCGGGACGUGAGGUUCUUCGUGCACAAGGCUGGAGACCUGAACCCGCAGCGACACAUGGACCCUGCUGGGGCCGGGGCCGAGUUCCGCAUCCCCAGCGUGGGCCGGCAGCACGGAGGGAACUACAGCUGCAGCUACCGGCCCCGGUCAGAGCCCUUCGUCUCCUCGCCGCCCAGCGACCCCGUGCAGCUGGUGGUAGCAGGAUAAGGACCAGCCCCGAGACAGAGCAGAUGAGACCCCAGCUCUGCUCCCCACCCUGAUCUACCUGCGCUAGGAUUCAGGACUCCUGGGUUCUCUCCCCGGCUCGGGAUGGGAAGUGGUGUCUAGUGGUUACAACAGGGGGGUGAGGAGGUUUUAAUGUUGUACUUUUUAGUUAUUUUCCUAAUGAUAGGUUGAUUCUCAUUAGUUGAUAACCAUGAAAAUGGUUAAUUUGCAACUCAAUAGAGUCUUUAUGCUAAAUCUGUUCCUUUUUCUGUUGCUAACCAUGAUGGCAAACUAUCGCUGUGCACAUUGAUUUCAGCAGUUCUAUGGAGUAAUUUACAUUUCUUCUGUCUAAUUUUUACAUUUUGAUAAUGUUGGAAAAUGGCAAAUGAUUCAUUUAUUUCCUAGAUGAUGAUGAUGGAUUUUUACUUCUGAUUUGUCCAAGCUCUGUUUGGAUGGAAAUUCAAAUUCACAGA